AUGGUGUCGGAUCUUGAUCUUCCAAGGGAUUUGUCGGAGGAGGUGCUGUCUCGAAUCCCUUUGACAUGCAUGAGAAAAGUCGGAUCUACUUGCAAAAAGUGGAACACUUUAUCCAAGAACAGAUUCUUUGCAAAUAAGCAUCUCCGUCAAGAGUCAGAAAAAGCCAAGGGCUUUAUGGUGGUGGUGAUGAUGGAUUACAGCGUUUACUUGAUGGAAGUCAAUCUUUCCGACAAGGACGUUGAGUCAUCAAGUAUAAAGCGCCACGGCAAACUUAUUUCAGAUCAAGUCGAUGUAUGCAAAGUGUUUCAUUGCGACGGUUUGUUGGUAUGCGUCUCGAGAGACCAAACAAGGCUGGUGGUUUGGAACCCGUAUUGUGGGAAACCCCUGUGGAUCAAGGCACCGCAUAGGCGCAAAAUAGUUAAGAGAUACUUGUAUGCCAUCGGGCACGACAAGAGCAGCAAUUCCCACAAAGUCUUAAGAUUUAGGGCUUAUUAUAGAAGACCCACUGAUUUCAGAAUCUACGACUUGAGCUCCGGUUCCAUGAAUUCAUGGAGGGUUCUUGAUAUCACUCCUCCAGACUGGAGGGUACAAGAUAUUCAUUCAGGGGUGUCUGUCAACGGAAAUGCCUACUGGCUUGCUUCCGAGUACGAGAAGUCAGACUUGGAGUAUGAAAGAACUUUCUUAGUCUGUUUUGAUUUCACUAGAGAGACAUUUGGGCCGCGGUUGCCUCUGCCGUUUGAGCAUUUCGCUCAUGAUACUGUGAGUCUGUCUCCUGUCACAGGAGGGAAGCUUGCGGUUUUGUUUCAGCCAUGGGAUUCUUUAAGGGUGAAGAUCUGGGUCACGAACAAGAUUGAGCCCGACGCCGUGUCUUGGGAAAGCAAGGUGUUCUUAUCAGUGAGUUUGAAAAAGUCCAUUCACCACAUGUUUCAGUUUAUGUAUACAGGUGGUAGCUUCUUCAUUGACGAGGAGAUGAAAGUCGCCGUGGUUUUCGAUGAAGAAUUCAAUCACCGUGAGCCUAUGUGCAACCUAGCUUACAUCAUUGGAGUGGAUGGAUCCUUGAAGAAAGUUAAUCUUGGAGAAUCUUCUCACCCACAGUUUCCUCCACAUGCCUGCUCUUAUCUUCCAAGUUUAUUCCAACCUAAUUAG
Messenger RNA from Microthlaspi erraticum, 1146 nucleotides. The record is from the annotation of a GenBank genome assembly. Lineage: Eukaryota; Viridiplantae; Streptophyta; Magnoliopsida; Brassicales; Brassicaceae.